This is a messenger RNA of Cladophialophora immunda, 192 nucleotides long. RefSeq lists its product as uncharacterized. The transcript has a single exon. Bases 1 to 192 code for a protein of 63 amino acids. The record is from RefSeq and is a predicted model, not a curated record. Lineage: Eukaryota; Fungi; Ascomycota; Eurotiomycetes; Chaetothyriales; Herpotrichiellaceae.
AUGGAGCGUCUACCGUGGCCAACCAAGCCGCUGGUGCACAAGGAAUCAAUCAUGCCGCUUAUCUCACUGGAUAGCUAUGGCGAGGCUGUCGAGUGGGCACUCAAGCACCUACAGGAGAGCCUAGAAAAAUUAGCCUCUGCUGGCCCGUCUCAGCCGACAUUUGACCAAAUCGCCGAUGUUCUGCAGCAAUAA